Molecule: messenger RNA, 978 nt
Organism: Phytophthora sojae
Lineage: Eukaryota; Oomycota; Peronosporomycetes; Peronosporales; Peronosporaceae
Exons: 1
Coding region: 1-978 (325 amino acids)
Source: RefSeq, a predicted model, not a curated record
AUGAAGCUCUUCUGCGCGAUCGAUGGUGGGGCAGGCCCCGCGUUCGCGGUGCGAGCGGACGAGAGCGACACGGUGGACGACUUGAAGAUGGCGAUCAAGAAGGAGAAGACGAACGACCUCAAGGACAUCGACGCAGACAAGCUGCAGCUCUUCUUGGCGAAGAAGGCAGACGGCGGAUGGCUCCCAGACGACGAUGACCUGGACAGGAUGCUGCAGAACAAUGUGGACACCUCGAAGAUGGAGAAGUUGCGCGCGUCGCGGAAUUUGGAGGAUCUGUUUGGGACUGGCGCUUCGCUUGGAAAGAACGUGGUGCACGUGCUGGUGGUUGUUCCAAAGCCAAAGCAAGCGAUCUCGGCUUCAAUUGUCUCCCAAGAUGGUGUCUUUGAUCCCUGCAGUGAUCCGUUCUUCGCACAAUUCCCCGCGGUUGAGCAAGUAGGCGAUUGGCUCGAAUUUUCGUCGUUGCUGCCGUUAGCAAAACGUCAGAAGCUCUACAUUCGUUCUUCGUACAAAGUGAUCGCCGACCAAGCACUGAUGAAUCCAGAUCGGACCAUGGUCAAGUAUGCUGUCGUCACGGGCACGCCUGGGAUAGGCAAGUCGGUGUUCGUCUACUACAUGAUGUGGAGGUUGAUCAAGGAGAAGAAACGCGUGCUGUUUUUCUCCAAGAAGGGACCGAUUUACUUUGAUGGGUCGACGAUGUUACUGCCAAAUAAGUUUGACCAACGAUUUUGGUCGCCUGACCUGUGGUGCCUCGUGGACUCGGUCGAUCCAACCGCUAUGACGGAAUUACCGAUAGAGGACUGCUCAGUACUUCUCGCAAGUACACCGCGACGAGACUGCAUUGGAGAAUUUAAGAAGCUCGUUCCAACUCCAGAUGUAUUCUACAUGCCACUGUGGACCACCUUCGCGUGCUCCACCGCGAUGUUCAGGCGGUACAGGAACGCCAGUGCCUUCUCCCCCUUGCGCUGCGUCAUCGUGUAG